AUGGAGAUCCCAACCGCAGCGCUUCAGUUCCGUGACAAACCAGCGCAGAUUGGUGCGGAUGGCCAGCUGGAUGCCAAAGCUGAGGAUGACCAGACAAUUGCCCAGAUGGCUCGUUCUGGUACCGACAAUAAUAACGACGCAAAUGUAGACAAGUGUGUUGCUACGAAAAAUGACGAACAGGAACCCAGUACGAUUGAGGAAACAGCUGAAGCCCCAGAUCCAAAGAAAAGUAAGAAGAAAAAGAGGACCAAGAAGUCGAGAGGAAAAAAUAAGGGAUCAGGAUUCGAGGAGUAUGCUGCCGAUGGCCCUAUCACUGUUGCUGAAUAUGAGGAAAACAAAAUUCGUUAUGACAGGCGCCUCGAGACAGCCAUUCAACGGUUCCAGGCGAAAAGGAGCAUGAACAUUGACCGCAGAAACGUAUUCACAAAAUACAUGUCAUAUGGAGGUGUAGACAUUGGGCCGAAAAUGUUUGAAGGCAACGACCAACGGGAUCUCAUGGACAUGGACUCCGAGGACAUUCUGACUGCCGCAGCGCAAGCCUCAGUCCCAGAAAAUCGUGUUGGUUGGGAUGUGGAUUUUGAAGCUGUUGCAAAAGGCUUUCUCCGCACGUGCGGUUUGCGACGUCGCCAAGGUAGAACUCUGGAAAGCCCAACAAGCGAACUGCUGGGCACCGGGAAAUUUCAACAUGGCCUGUUCAACCUUGUUUGGUGGCCACUUCUACGGUUUUCUACACCGGAGACCAGGCAUGGAGCAAAGAAGCCGGUGCCGAGGGCAUGGCCAGACAGCGUUGCACGCAAGCUACUUGUGUGGAAUGAAACUGGGUUUGAGGUUAUCGCCAUUACACCCGUGAACAACGACGUGCGGGGUUUCUACAAGCAAUAUGCUCCGGAUCUCCAGCCGGUUGGCAAACUUCGAGCAAAGCCGUGGCGCAAUCCUGGGUUGCCUGCGGAGGAUCUACCCCCCAACCAAAAUCAUGGCGCAUACCAUUCACCUCCGUUUCCAGCUAUUGAUGAGUAUGAAUUCUUCGUAGAGCAGAGCAUGCUGAAGUUCUGUUUCGCUGGGAUGAAAGUUGAAACCUCCGUAUGGGAAUUGAACUGUGGUUUUCAAUACUUUGAUAAUGUGAUGGCCGUUUACUGCUCCUUUUACACCAUAUUGCUGAAUGAGAAUAUGAUUGGGUGGAAGGAGCCGAGGGACCUGAGAAGUGAUGCUAUCGUGCCGCAUAAUUCAGAAGCAGAAACACAGGUUGGUGGUGGAGAUGAGGGCCCGGUAAGGUCUGAGGAAGAUGACUAG
Histoplasma mississippiense is the source of this 1290-nucleotide messenger RNA. RefSeq lists its product with no specific name. Gene Ontology annotation, biological process: regulatory ncRNA-mediated gene silencing. The record is from RefSeq and is a predicted model, not a curated record. The transcript is spliced from 5 exons. NCBI's taxonomy places the organism in Eukaryota, Fungi, Ascomycota, Eurotiomycetes, Onygenales, Ajellomycetaceae. Gene Ontology annotation, cellular component: ARC complex. Bases 1 to 1290 code for a protein of 429 amino acids.